AUGGCGAAAAAGAGUAAAAAGAACCAACAGAACUACUGGGAUGAGGACUUCGAAGAAGAUGCCGCCCAGGGCGAAGAAAUCGGUGCCACACCAACUCCGAAUCCAGAAAGUAGCGUAAGUGCAGAUGAUGCUUCCAAAGAGGCCAGUGCAAGUGCUGAAGGUGCUGAGGCCAUUGAAAGUGAUUUCAUGUCUACUUUGAAGCAAUCGAAGAAGAAGCAGGAGAAGAAGGUUAUCGAAGAGAAGAAGGAUGGUAAGCCUGUACUGAAGUCCAAGAAGGAAAAGGAAAAGGAAAAAAAGGAAAAGGAAAAACAGAAGAAGAAAGAACAAGCUGCCAGGAAGAAAGCCCAACAGCAGGCUCAAAAGGAAAAGAACAAGGAGCUGAACAAACAGAAUGUCGAAAAAGCUGCUGCUGAAAAAGCUGCCGCUGAUAAGUCCCAGAAAUCCGAUGACAAGCCAAGUGCUAGCACUAAGAAGCCAGCUAAGAAAGUGCCUGCCGGUCUGGCUGCUUUGAGACGUCAAUUAGAAUUGAAGAAACAACUUGAAGAACAAGAGAAGUUGGAAAGGGAGGAAGAAGAAAGAUUAGAAAAAGAAGAAGAGGAAAGAUUGGCUAACGAAGAGAAAAUGAAAGAAGAAGCCAGGGCUGCUAAGAAAGAAAAAGAGAAGGCAAAGCGUGAAAAACUAAAAGCUGAAGGUAAGCUAUUGACCAGAAAGCAAAAAGAAGAAAAGAAACUAUUGGAGAGAAGACGUGCCGCUUUAUUGUCUUCUGGCAAUGUCAAAGUUGCUGGUUUGGCUAAAAAGGAUGGAGAAGAAAUUAAACCAAAGAAGGUUGUCUACAGUAAGAAGAAGAAGAGAACAACUCAGGAAAGUGCUUCCGAAAGCACCAAAUCUGAGUCGAAGACCGAUUUGGAAGUGGUAUCUGACGAACUCAAAGAAUCUGAAGAUGUUUUGAUUGACGAUUGGGAAAACUUGGCUCUUGGUGAUGAUGAUGACGAAGAGGUAACCAACGAAGAAACCCAGGAAUCCACCGCAAACCACGAAAAUGAGGACCAAAAUCAAGAUGAUGAAGAAGAAGAGGAAGAAGAAGAAGAAAGAGGUCAAGUGGAGGAAGUUAUCAGAAGCACUCCAGCAGAAACUCCAACCUCAUCCAGUACUUCUCCAAACAAAAAGGAUCUACGUUCCCCAAUUUGUUGUAUUUUGGGUCAUGUCGAUACUGGUAAGACUAAAUUAUUAGACAAAAUUAGACAAACUAACGUUCAAGGUGGUGAGGCUGGUGGUAUCACCCAACAAAUUGGUGCCACAUAUUUCCCCAUCGACGCUAUUAAGGCCAAAACUAGAGUUAUGGCUGAGUAUGAAAAACAAACCUUUGAUGUCCCAGGUCUUUUGGUUAUUGAUACCCCAGGUCACGAAUCUUUCUCUAACUUACGUUCAAGAGGUUCCUCAUUGUGUAAUAUCGCCAUUUUGGUUAUCGACAUUAUGCAUGGUCUGGAACAACAAACCAUUGAAUCUAUCAAGCUGCUGAGAGAUAGAAAGGCUCCAUUUAUUGUUGCCUUAAACAAAAUUGAUAGACUAUAUGACUGGAAAGCCAUUCCAAACAAUUCAUUCAGAGACUCCUUUGCAAAGCAAUCCAGAGCCGUUCAAGAGGAAUUCCAAUCUAGGUACUCUAAGAUUCAAUUAGAAUUAUCUGAACAAGGUUUGAAUUCAGAAUUGUAUUUCCAAAACAAAAACAUGUCUAAAUAUGUUUCCAUUGUGCCAACAUCCGCCGUCACUGGUGAGGGUGUUCCAGAUUUAUUGUGGUUGCUGUUAGAAUUGACCCAAAAGAGAAUGUCCAAGCAAUUGAUGUAUUUAUCUCACGUGGAAGCCACCAUUUUGGAAGUGAAAGUCGUAGAAGGUUUCGGUACCACAAUUGAUGUUAUCUUGUCCAACGGUUACUUGAGAGAAGGUGACCGUAUUGUACUGUGCGGUAUGAAUGGUCCAAUCGUAACGAAUAUCAGAGCUUUAUUAACGCCACAACCGUUACGUGAGUUACGUUUGAAGUCUGAAUAUGUUCACCACAAGGAAGUUAAAGCUGCUUUAGGUGUCAAGAUUGCUGCCAAUGAUUUGGAAAAGGCCGUUUCCGGUUCUAGGCUAUUAGUUGUCGGUCCGGAUGAUGACGAAGAUGAAUUGAUGGACGACGUCAUGGACGAUUUGACUGGUUUGUUGGACUCCGUUGACACAACUGGUAAAGGUGUUGUUGUCCAGGCAUCCACUUUGGGUUCUUUGGAAGCCUUAUUGGAUUUCUUGAAAGACAUGAAAAUUCCUGUGAUGUCCAUCGGGUUGGGCCCAGUGUACAAACGUGACGUUAUGAAAGCUUCUACAAUGUUGGAAAAGGCACCAGAAUAUGCCGUUAUGCUGUGCUUUGAUGUUAAAGUGGAUAAGGAAGCAGAGCAAUACGCUGAACAAGAAGGUAUCAAGAUCUUCAAUGCGGACAUUAUCUAUCAUUUAUUCGAUUCAUUUACAGCAUACCAGGAGAAACUAUUGGAAGAACGUCGUAAAGAUUUCCUAGACUACGCUAUUUUCCCAUGUGUCUUACAGACCUUACAAAUCAUUAACAAACGUGGUCCAAUGAUUAUUGGUGUAGACGUUUUGGAAGGUACUCUGCGUGUGGGGACUCCUAUUUGCGCUGUAAAAACCGACCCUACUACAAAGGAAAGACAAACUUUGAUAUUGGGUAAAGUCAUCUCUUUAGAAAUCAACCAUCAACCUGUUCAAGAAGUCAAGAAGGGUCAAACUGCCGCUGGUGUUGCCGUCCGUCUAGAAGAUCCCUCCGGUCAACAACCUAUCUGGGGUCGUCAUGUUGACGAAAAUGAUACAUUAUACUCCAUGAUUUCAAGAAGAUCUAUUGACACUUUGAAGGAUAAAGCCUUCAGGGACCAAGUUGCUAGAUCCGAUUGGCUGUUGUUGAAGAAGUUGAAGGUCGUUUUUGGCAUCGAAUGA
Saccharomyces paradoxus is the source of this 2973-nucleotide messenger RNA. RefSeq names its product translation initiation factor eIF5B (gene FUN12). Bases 1 to 2973 code for a protein of 990 amino acids. The transcript has a single exon. Gene Ontology annotation, molecular function: GTP binding; translation initiation factor activity; GTPase activity. NCBI's taxonomy places the organism in Eukaryota, Fungi, Ascomycota, Saccharomycetes, Saccharomycetales, Saccharomycetaceae. The record is from RefSeq and is a predicted model, not a curated record.